AUGCUAACAAUCGCUGCUUUUUUCUUCAGCCAGAGAGGUUCCGGCAGCGGCGAAACUCUUCCACCGGGAACAACCGGAUGGCCUAUUCUCGGAGAAAACGUGAAGUUUGCCUGGGAAGGCUCUGAAAAAUACGUAACAGAUCGAAUGAAGAAGUACUCUUCAGAUGUGUUUCAAACCUCAUUGAUGGGUGAAAAAAUGGUAAUCUUUUGUGGCCCACAAGGCAACAAAUUCCUCUUCACGAAUGCUAACAAGCUUCUCACUUCCUGGUGGCCUCAAUCCAUAAAAAAAGCUCUGCUUUUCCCUGAAUUUUAUGAAGAUUCAUUGAAGGAAGUAACAGCUGUAAUGUCUAGUUUCACGCAUUCCAUUCUCAAGCCUGAAGCUCUAAAACAGUACAUUCCUGUGAUGGAUUCCUUAGCUCGUCAGCAUAUUGAACAAGAAUGGGCUCCUAAUAAACAAGUCAAAGUUUUUCCCUUAUCUAAAAAAUACACAUUUGACUUGGCCUGCAAAUUGUUCAUGAACGUUGACGAUCCAGCUCACAUAAAAAGAUUGGCUGAUCCCUUUCGUCUUGUGACAAAUGGGAUGUUUUCGGUGCCAAUUGAUCUGCCGACGACAGCUUAUAAUGGUGCAAUUAAAGGUGGAAAAAUGGUAAGGGCUGAGCUUUUGAAGAUUAUUGGACACAGAAGAAAGGAGUUAACAAAGCAGAGCGAAACCGAAGGUGGUCAUCAAGACCUCUUGUCAAGGAUGCUUCUUGUGAAGGAUGAAGAAGGAAAUAUUUGCAGUGAUAAAGUGAUCUCAAACAACAUUAUUGGUCUGCUUGUUGCUAGCUUUGAGACUACUAGUAGUGCAGUUACCUUCGUUUUGAAACAUCUUGCAGAUUUUCCCCAUAUUUAUGACCAAGUUUACAAAGAAGUAAUGGCGACUGCAAAGACAAAAGGUCCUAAUGAGUUACUAACUUGGGAGGAUAUUGAAAAGAUGAAGUACUCUUGGAAUGUGGCGCGCGAAUCCAUACGGCUAACGCCACCUGCUCAAGGAGCCUUUCGAGAAACACUAACUGAUUUUACCUUUGCAAGUUUCAAGAUACCUAAAGGAUGGAAGACAUUUUGGAAUGUAUACACGACGCACAAAAAUCCCGAUUACUUUCCUGAACCUGAAAAGUUUGAUCCAUCAAGAUUUGAAGGAAGUGGACCGAAGCCGUAUACAUUUGUGCCUUUUGGAGGUGGACCUGGAAUGUGUCCUGGAAAAGAGUAUGCACGACUGGAAAUACUUGUUUUCAUGUACAAUGUGGUCAAAAGGCUCAAGUUGGAAAGAGUCAAUCCAAAUGAGAAGAUAACUUACCAUUCAUCGCCAACACCAAUGGAAGGGCUCCCCGUUCGUAUUAAGCUCCAUGAAAACAAUUAA
Oldenlandia corymbosa var. corymbosa is the source of this 1398-nucleotide messenger RNA. The record is from the annotation of a GenBank genome assembly. Lineage: Eukaryota; Viridiplantae; Streptophyta; Magnoliopsida; Gentianales; Rubiaceae.